Molecule: messenger RNA, 2655 nt
Organism: Andrographis paniculata
Lineage: Eukaryota; Viridiplantae; Streptophyta; Magnoliopsida; Lamiales; Acanthaceae
Product: E3 ubiquitin-protein ligase XBAT32
Exons: 11
Coding region: 940-2421 (493 amino acids)
Molecular function (GO): protein binding
Source: RefSeq, a predicted model, not a curated record
GAACAGGCGAGAUGACAGUGAACAAGAAUCUGUAUGAAUUGCCAAUGUUGAAGAAGAUGCACUUUUCUUGCAUGCUCGCCUUUCGAGGUUGUCGAACGCCUCUUUGUAUGUUUCCCAUAUCCAUGAAAUGAAACUCUCCCGUAUUGUCAUUAGUGUAUGAAUGCCGCAUUUAAUUUGGUGAUCGAAUGGUGGUUGUGGCGAUUGAUUGAUGUCCACCCCCAAUUUUAGGGAUUGGGCCUCAAUUUGGGGAUUUUUUUUUUAACUUUCUUAGGACGACUGAAAAAAUGGGGCAAAGGCGAAGAGAUUUUGGGCGAACGAUUGUCCGUCGUUGAAUUAUUUUUGGAUUUCUGCGGUUCGCGAGAAUUGAUUAAGAGAAACUUUGGGGCCUAAUUUGUGGAACUUGUUUCUGUGAUUCCUGGGAAGUAUCGGAACCUUGUCGCUGGAACUCCUGGAUUUUCCGGCGAAUUUAGGUUGCGGUAUUGAAGGAUUGAAUUGAAUUGAAUUUUCCGGGGGUUUCAGAAAGGGGGAAUUGCCUGAAUUUGAAAAUUUUCAGUUUCUUCUCCUCGAAUUGAAAAUCAGCUGUUGUGUUCUUUUCUUCUCUCUAUUUUUUUAAUCUUUUGGCGUUUCGGAUUUGGAAAAGCCUUUUGAAGCCGCCUGUGUUGUUCCUGUCUUUGUCAAGGAUUUUUGCUGUGGUUGAUUCUACAGGAAUUUGGAUUCGAUUUCUGCGUGAAAAAUUCUGAGAAAUUGUCAGCGCUGUUGAUUUGAUCUGCUAUACAUCUGUACAGAAACUCAUCGAUCUACCGAACGUGUUCCUACUUUGAUCUUUGGUUGACUUGUUGAGUUGAAUUAGAGAAUCUGUGGUUUCAUCCAUUUUUCUUUUUCUUUUUCUUUUCUUUUCUUUUUAGUUCUGUUUUUUUCUUUGGUUAGUUGUGUCGAACCAUGAGGUUCCUGAGUCUUGUGGGUAAUUCUUUUGGAUGCACUGCUUCUGGUGAACGUCUCGUCUCCGCCGCUAGAGACGGUGAUCUCCAAGAAGCCAAGGCUUUGUUGGACUACAACCCUCGUCUCGCGAGGUAUUCCACAUUCGGUGUCCGGAAUUCGCCGCUGCAUUACUCUGCAGCUCAAGGUCAUCAUGAGAUUGUUUCACUGUUGCUCAAAUCUGGAGUUGAUAUUGAUCUCAGGAACUAUCGCGGACAGACAGCUUUGAUGCAAGCUUGUCAGUACGGUCACUGGGAGGUUGUUCUGAUUCUAAUGCUUUUCAGAGCCAAUAUUCACAAAACAGAUUACCUGAAUGGAGGAACUGCGCUUCACUUAGCUGCCCUAAAUGGCCAUACUCAGUGCAUCCGGCUUCUCCUCGCCGAUCAUAUUCCUAGCAUCCCUAAUGCAUACAGUAUCUUAAAAAAAAGAUCGACACACAAUGAAUCCGUUUCUGAAUUUGAUGUGGGUUCUCUCCGUGCAAUAAUUAAUAAACCUGCUGAUGGCGGUGUCACUGCCCUUCAUAUGGCUGCCCUGAACGGCCAUGUGGAAACCGUUCACCUCCUUCUGGAACUGGGUGCAUCUGUGUCUGAGGUCACACUUCAAGAUGGGGCUACGAUUGAUCUAAUAGGUGCCGGUAGCACUCCGCUCCACUAUGCCGCAUGCGGCGGCAAUGCACAGUGUUGCCAGCUUCUGAUAGCCAUUGGCGCCAGCCUGACUGCAGAAAAUGCCAAAGGGUGGACUCCAUUGAUGGUUGCUCGUUCGUGGCAUAGAGAUUGGCUUGAGGACAUUCUAACCGAACAACGUCGGAGGCAACUAAGAGUUGGCCCUACACCUUACUUAUGUCUUCCUCUCAUGAGCAUAAUUAAUAUAGCUAGAGAAUGUGGAUUGAAAAGUUAUGAUUCGCCAUCCACAUGCUUAGACCCGUGUGCUGUUUGUUUGGAGAGAAAAUGCACCAUCGUUGCCGAAGGUUGUUCCCACCAAUUCUGCACGUGCUGCGCGCUCUACCUAUGCUCCACAAACACGACGCCGUCGGGGGCAUCCCAAGUUCAACCCGGCUCGAUCCCGUGCCCCCUCUGCCGCCACGGCAUCGUUUCUUUCGCCAAACUUCCCGAAACGCAUCCGGCGUCGUCCCAACCGAUGGCAAGGACAAAGUCGCUGCCGUUCUGCGCGUGCUCGGGUGAAGCCCCGGAGCAGGCGGCCAUGGAGACGCCGUUCUUCCCGUGCGCUCGAGGGACGCUGACCUGCCAGAGCUUCCCGGCCGUGAAGUUCAGCCCGAUUCUUUGCCUCGGCGCGCCUGACGAUGCCGCCAGCCCGGCCCUCGUGGCAAAAUCUGGGGAGCCCGAGGCCCGGGGGAUGCGGUGCUCGAGCUUCCGGAAGUCGGGUUCGCAGAACGACGGGCACCGGAGAUGGCUCUGCUCAUUCACUCAGACUGAAAGCAGCUACUGAGAGGCGGAGGGGAAGGUAUACUAUACUGUAUGUAUGUUAAAAAUGUUACCGUCGCCUGUGAAAGUUUUUAUUUUUAUUUUUAUUUUUUAAUAUAUAUAUAUAUAUAUUUUUAUAUGUAUAUUGAUUGUUAUAUGAUGUCUCAUGUCUGAUUGUGAGUUUGUUGAUGAAGGUGGGACAUUGAAAUUAUUUCUUCAUUUUUUAAUUUAUUAUAGAUGUCGAAGUACAAAAGACUUU